AUGUAGGUUAUUCGUAAGCACUUGGCUCAAAAGGGUUUAUUCAACCCCUUCUUGUUCAACCGUUUUUCUACUCAACAAGAUAUUACUAGUGUCCCCGGUGACAAGCCCCCUGCCAUUGAAGAUAGCAUUCACGGUAAAUAUGCUGGUGUCUUGUUCUCCAGUGCUUCUUCCAAUAAGUCUUUAAACAAAGUUGCUGAAGAUAUGAAAUACUUUAAUCAAUUAUACAAGGAAAGUGAAGUCUUCAAGAGUUUCUUAAAUAACGUUUCCCUUAAGAGAAACCAAUAAAGAGAUAUUAUUUCUGCUUUGGGCAAGACUAAUUUCAACCCUGCUACUAACAACUUGUUAGAAACCUUGAUUGAAAACAAGAGAUUAGAUUCUCUUCCCAAGAUUGCUGAAAAAUAUAUGGAUUACUACAGAAUUUUGAACAAGUAAGAAUCUAUCACUAUUAUUUCUGCCUAAGAAUUAACUGCUGCUGAAAAGUAAAAGGUUGAAUAAGGUUUGAAGAAGGGUAACGCCAAUGUUUAAUUCACAGUUGUCUAUCAAGUCGACCCUGCUAUUUUGGGUGGUCUUCAAAUGUACUCUGGUAACAACUUCUUGGAUUGCUCUCUUCUUUCUCGUGUUAACAAACUUAAGACCGAAAUCGCUAAGAUCUCUUUCUGA
Molecule: messenger RNA, 660 nt
Organism: Tetrahymena thermophila SB210
Lineage: Eukaryota; Ciliophora; Oligohymenophorea; Hymenostomatida; Tetrahymenidae
Product: ATP synthase F1, delta subunit
Exons: 2
Biological process (GO): proton motive force-driven mitochondrial ATP synthesis
Molecular function (GO): proton-transporting ATP synthase activity, rotational mechanism
Source: RefSeq, a predicted model, not a curated record